Messenger RNA from Fusarium keratoplasticum, 906 nucleotides. RefSeq names its product PWI domain-containing protein. Gene Ontology annotation, cellular component: spliceosomal complex. Gene Ontology annotation, molecular function: RNA binding. Gene Ontology annotation, biological process: regulation of mRNA splicing, via spliceosome; mRNA processing. Lineage: Eukaryota; Fungi; Ascomycota; Sordariomycetes; Hypocreales; Nectriaceae. The record is from RefSeq and is a predicted model, not a curated record. The coding region runs from base 1 to 906 and encodes 301 amino acids. The transcript has 5 exons.
AUGGCUACCGGAGUGGAUGCGCGGCUUUUGAAGUCGACCAAGUUCCCGCCCGAGUUUAGCCAGAAGGUUGAUAUGCAAAAGGUCAAUCUCCAGGUCAUGAAGAAAUGGAUCGCGGGCAAGAUAUCCGAUAUCCUUGGGAACGAAGACGACGUAGUGAUCGAGCUUUGCUUUAAUCUGAUCGAAGGCCCGCGAUACCCAGACAUCAAGUCACUCCAGAUCCAACUCACGGGCUUCCUCGAUAAAGAUACUGCGUCUUUCUGUAAAGACCUAUGGAGAUUACUGUUGAGCGCCCAGGCCAGUCCUCAAGGCGUGCCUAAGGAGCUCCUCGAAGCUAAAAAGCUGGAGCUCAUCCAGGAAAAGAUUGAAGCCGAUCGUGCCGCAGAGAGCGCCAAGAAGAGGCGAGAUGAGUGGGAUCGCCGUGAUCGCGAAGUAGCCGACCUCAAAGAUCGCGAUCGUCGAGAUCGAGCAUCGGCUCAGGAGGCUUCAGGAGAGGAGGUGGGAGGUCUCGAUCUCCGGGUCCCCGCUUCCGCGACUCGAGGGACUCCUACGGUCGCGACAGUUACGUCCCUCGUGGGAGGCGCGGCGGCGGUAGAGCUGGACCUGGUCGACGAAGGUCCCCUGCUCGAUCGCCUUCAGCAUCUGGCUCAUCUCGAUCGAACUCGCGCGGCCGUAGUGCGUCGCGCAGCACCAACAGAUCUGACAGUCGGCGACGACCCUCAUCACCCGGAAGACAGAGAGACGGGCGAAAGAGAUCACGAUCACCCGGAGGCGACACCUACCGAGGCAGAGCAAACCGUCGAAACGAGGGAGGGCGUAGAGCUGCUGCAUCUCGCUCUGCAUCCUCGGAGCGACGUUCUCCUUCUCCAAAGCGAAGACGAUACUCUUCUUCAAGAAGCCGAUCGGUAG